AUGACCACAACAAAAAAGGCUCUUGAAAAACCAAUUCCGGUAACCCUAUUAUCUGGUUUCUUGGGUGCUGGGAAAACCACUUUGCUUGAAAGAAUCUUGACCACCGAUCACGGUUACAAGAUUGCAGUGAUCAUCAAUGACGUCUCCCAAUUGAACAUCGAUGCUGCGUUGAUCCAAAACCACAAGGUCACCAAAAAGGAAGAAAAGCUUAUUCAGUUGCAAAACGGUUGUAUCUGUUGUACUUUGAGAGGUGAUUUGUUGGAAGAACUUUGUUCAUUGGCCACCUCGGGCGAGUUCCAAUAUAUCGUCAUUGAAUCCACCGGUAUUUCAGAACCAAUGCAAGUGGCCGAAACUUUUACCACCGAGUUCUCCGAAACUUUAUUGCAAGCUCAAGGGGCUUUGAGUGCAGAUGAACAGAAAACCGUUGAAAAUAUUGUCAAAAUGGGUGGUUUGCACACCUUAACCCAACUUGAUACCUGUGUCACCGUUAUUGAUUCGCUUAAUUUCUUGGACAACUUUGAGACCACCGAUUUCUUAGCCGACAGAUACGGUGACAACGGUCAAGGUGAAGCCGAAAGAACCAUCACUGAUUUGAUGGUCGAUCAAAUCGAAUUCUCCGACGUCAUUAUUAUCAACAAGGUAUCAGCAAUUUCAAAGAAGCAACGCAAGAAGAUUACCAAAAUCGUCAAGUCGUUGAACCCUGUUGCUAAAUUGCAUAUGACUGACUAUUGUAAAGUCCCAAUUGGUGAAGUGAUCAAUACCGGGUUAUUUGAUUUUGAAAAAUCCUCAUCUUCUGCCGGUUGGUUACAAAGUAUCAACGAAAUGACUAUCAGAGAAGGUUUCGGUACCAAAAACUCUUCAGCUUUGACUCCAAAGCCAGAAACUGAGGAAUAUGGUAUCAACAAUUUCGUGUAUCGUUCUAGAAGACCAUUCCACCCAGAAAGAUUAUAUGAACUUCUUAGUGAUAAGUUCGUGAUUAUUGAACAAGCUGGUUUUGAGGAUGAUGAGGAACCUAAUGAAGACGAAGAAAUGAAAGAUGAUGAAGAAGAAGAGGAAGAAGAAGAAGAAGAAGAAGAAGAAGAAGAUGAUGAUGAUGAUGAUGAAGAGGAAGUUGAUGAUGCUAAAGUCAACAAAACCAUUAUUAAAACCAAAAAGAAGUCGAUAUUCGGUCCAAUGUUGAGAUCUAAGGGGUUCUUUUGGUUAGCUACCAGAUAUAUAAUGAGAGGCGAGUGGUCCUCUGCUGGUACAAUGAUGACUUUAAGAGGUGGUAUUCCAUGGUUCUCAAUCACUGGUAUUGAAGACGUUCCACCAGCAGCUGCCGAGCUCAUCAAAAGAGACAUGCAAGGAAAAUAUGGCGACAGACGUAACGAGAUCGUAUUCAUUGGUGUCAAUAUCGACAAAAAACGUUUAUCUAAAGCUUUAGACAAGUGUUUGCUUACCGACAAAGAGUUUGCCCAAUUUGAAAAGAUUACUGAUAAAGAAAAGAACAUUAUCAAAGUGGAAACCAAGUUGCAAAAGAUUUUCAAUGAUGGAUUUGAAGAUUGGAUAGUGUUCGAUAAUGAUGAUGAAGACGAAGAUGAAAAGAAAGAUGAAAAAGAUGAAAAAGACACCAAGAGUGACAAGAAAGCAGAUAGCAAAAGACAAAAACUUGAUCUUCUGGUUGAAAAGCAUGGUAAUCAUUCUCAUGUCAGGGUUCAGCCGGUAGCCUAG
Messenger RNA from Saccharomycopsis crataegensis, 1710 nucleotides. RefSeq lists its product as uncharacterized. The record is from RefSeq and is a predicted model, not a curated record. NCBI's taxonomy places the organism in Eukaryota, Fungi, Ascomycota, Saccharomycetes, Ascoideales, Saccharomycopsidaceae. The transcript has a single exon. The coding region runs from base 1 to 1710 and encodes 569 amino acids.